CUGAAAGCCAAUCAGCUUCAAGUUCCGCCGUCAUCCACUGAUUGUAGGAGAGGACAUAUCGAUCUAAGGCGAGCACGUCGCGGAUUGAAGGCCGAGGAUCCAUUACCAGAUGGGGGAAUAAUCACUGAUUCUCCGGAGCAAUUGUCAAUUUCCGAGAAAAAGAUAGUAAGUGUUUCUACCGAAAUGAAAAAUUCUAGCGUUACUCCCGAACAAAUAGACUUACAAACUGAGGAUGUUUCGGCAUCAGAUAUAUCCGAUAACAGUUCAAAUUUUGAUGAUAUUUUCGAGGAAAAGAGCUCCGCUCCUCUCACAAAAGAAAUUUCACCACUUAAUGAGAAUCAACCCGAUAAGGAGAAAGUUAUUACUCCUGACCCUAUAAUCGGAAUAGAUCAUAGUUCAACCCAGGUCCAAAAAACUGAAUCAUCUACAACCUCUUUGUCACAAAAUAUUGUCGACGAUACGGACGAGGCCCUUGAUUUUGCAGAAAUGAAACAUAAAGAACAUUUUAGUAAAACGAUAAUGGAGAGAAUUAGGGAAAAAAACUUCGGGAUCAAAAUUCAUCUUUGGUUAUCUUCGGAUAAUAAUUUACCAUGUGAUUCUGAGUCUAAAUCGCCCACUAAUGUAUCAUCUAAUCAGAGGCGCGAAGCGCUUUGCUUCGUAAAAAUUCCUUAUAAUCAAAAAGUAGAACAAGGUUUAAGAAUCGAGCUAUCUAGUUGCACCAAAGAUAAUAACCACAAGAUUAGUAAAGUAUCUGAUGUUCAAAUUUCUGAAUUCUCUUUAGAUGCGAUUUUAUCAGGAUCUAAUAGCGUUACGUCGCAAAAUAUCGUUGAUCUAUUUAGGAUAGCAAUGAAAAUUAGACAAAAGGAAA
Messenger RNA from Acaulospora morrowiae, 868 nucleotides. Lineage: Eukaryota; Fungi; Glomeromycota; Glomeromycetes; Diversisporales; Acaulosporaceae. The record is from the annotation of a GenBank genome assembly.